Exophiala bonariae is the source of this 414-nucleotide messenger RNA. RefSeq names its product Adenosine 5'-monophosphoramidase (gene HNT1). Lineage: Eukaryota; Fungi; Ascomycota; Eurotiomycetes; Chaetothyriales; Herpotrichiellaceae. Bases 1 to 414 code for a protein of 137 amino acids. The record is from RefSeq and is a predicted model, not a curated record. Gene Ontology annotation, biological process: nucleotide metabolic process. The transcript has 3 exons. Gene Ontology annotation, molecular function: catalytic activity.
AUGGCAGCCACCCAGGCAGCGUGCAUUUUCUGCAAGAUUGUCAAAGGUGACAUUCCGUCGUUCAAACUGUUCGAGUCCGACAAAGUCCUUGCAUUCCUCGAUAUUCAACCGUUGAGUAAAGGCCAUGCUCUCGUAAUCCCCAAACACCACGGCGCCAAGCUAACCGACAUACCGGACGACGCACUGACGGAGAUCCUGCCGGUGGUGAAGAAGCUCGCGGCCGCGAGCGGCGCCGUGGAUUACAACGUGCUGCAGAACAACGGGCGCAUCGCGCACCAGGAGGUCGACCACGUGCACUUCCACAUGAUCCCGAAGCCGAAUGAGACUGAGGGCUUGGGUGUCGGCUGGCCCGCGGGCAAAACUGACUUCGAUGCCCUCAAGAAGUUGCAUGAGGAUCUGAAGGCGAAGUUUUAG